Messenger RNA from Solanum dulcamara, 2253 nucleotides. Its product is annotated as kinesin-like protein KIN-1. Gene Ontology annotation, biological process: cytoskeleton-dependent intracellular transport; microtubule-based movement. Lineage: Eukaryota; Viridiplantae; Streptophyta; Magnoliopsida; Solanales; Solanaceae. The record is from RefSeq and is a predicted model, not a curated record. Gene Ontology annotation, cellular component: kinesin complex; microtubule. The transcript has 15 exons. Bases 200 to 1579 code for a protein of 459 amino acids. Gene Ontology annotation, molecular function: ATP binding; plus-end-directed microtubule motor activity; ATP hydrolysis activity.
GACAGUGAAUCAAAUCAAUUAUAUCAAAAGUUCCAAAUCUUUUAUAAAUACACACCAAAAGACGUUUCUCGGCCAUUUUCCUUAUGUUCUCGAAACUUUUUUGGCGGGAAAAUCUUCGUAGCUCGUUGAUCAAAUACGUGUAUACAUAGAUCGAUUUUAUUUUUUUUUGGUUGCAGAUUGAUCGUUGAUCAGCUUAAAAAUGUCCACUAUGAAAGUUUGCGUGCUAUUCAGACCUCUGAAUUCGAAGGAACUAUCUGAGUUAGGCGAUGCUGUCUCUGUUCAAGGAAUUAACUCCGAGUCCUUCAUAAUCAAGGAUGAAAAGGAACAGGAAUUUGAUUUUACCUUCGACAGAGUUUUCUAUCAAGGAUCUGAACAAGCUGAUAUAUAUGAAUUUCUAGCUCUGCCUAUAGUCCAAGGUGCCCUAGAUGCAAUAAACGGUACGAUUAUCACUUAUGGACAGACAGGAGCAGGAAAGACAUAUAGCAUGGAGGGACCAAGCAUUGUAGAUUGUGCAAGCAAGAAAGAAGGACUAUUACAGAGAGUCGUGGAUGGGCUUUUUGAGGCCAUAAUGAAUUCAGAGAAACCAAGCAAAUACACAAUCAAAUUAUCGAUGGUAGAGAUCUACAUGGAGAAAGUAAGGGAUCUCUUUGAUCUAUCGAAGGACAAUAUACAGAUAAAAGAGAGUAAAGUACAUGGAAUAAUUCUAAAUGGAGCAACAGAAGUAGGUAUAUCCAACUCCGCAGAAGCAUUACAAAGCUUAUCUAGUGGGAUAGCUAAUAGAGCAGUCGGAGAAACACAAAUGAAUAUGUCGAGCAGCAGAAGCCAUUGCCUCUACAUAUUUACUGUCCACCAAGAUCUGACAAAUGAUAAAAGGACCAAAUUUGGAAAGCUGAUACUCGUAGACUUGGCGGGGUCAGAAAAAGUUGAGAAGACUGGAGCUGAAGGUAAAAUUCUUGAAGAAGCAAAGACCAUCAAUCAGUCCCUCACAGCACUUGGGAAAGUGAUAAAUGCUAUGACUAGCAGCACUCCAGGAAAACCAACUCAUAUUCCUUAUCGCGAUUCUAAGCUCACUCGGAUCCUACAAGAUGCUCUUGGUGGAUGCUCUCAGACUGCAUUACUUUGCUGUUGCUCUCCAAGCCCUUCCAAUUCUUCAGAGAGUCUCUCCACCCUGCGAUUUGGUGCUAGAGCGAAGCAUAUAAAGGCAUCAGUACAUGUUAGUUGCAAGGAAGAUCUAGACAGUACCAAGAAUGCGACUUUCCAUACCCAUGUAGAUGAGUCCAGGGAGAGGAUAUUGGCCAAGCUGAGAGAGAGAAUGACUGCCGAAGAUGUUCAAUUGCUUGAGAAAUUAUUUGUACUGGAGGGACUUUUCUUUGAUCCCAAUUCAGUUGACAAGAUAGAAGCUGCAUAUGAAGAUGUAACAUCAAGGACAAUCUCAUCAUUGCAUAAAGCCGUGGAAGAGCUGAGUACAGGUGUAGAGAAGAUGAAGAGGGAGAAUGCCGCCCUUAAGGCCAGCUUGAAAGUUUCUGAAGAGUUUUAUCAACAUCAACUCGAAAGAAAGCCGCUCUGCUUGAUUCUCUGAUUGUAAUAAUGGACCUUCAUUUUUAAAGACUGGGUUUAAAACAUGAAUAUUAAAUUCGAUAUUAGGUCACUUACCAUCUGAUGCUUUUGUGAAUCAAUCAUAAAAGAUACUAGUAGGUUUUUUGUCUUUUUGUUGACUUAGCAAUCAAUCAUAUUAUCUUCCCACACGCAGGGGAACUCAUUUUUUGAAGUAUCAAAUAGCACAAAAUUAAUUGGUUUAAACUAGUUUUGCAAAAAUUCUUUUCCAAAAAUUUGAACCGACGCAUUGAUGCACUUUCAUUUUUUGAACAUGUAUAGGAAGCCUUAAAAGUUUGCAAUUCGUGGAAGCAAGUUCCCAUUUUGCUUGCAGGAAGGACUGAAGUUUUUUGGCCCCAUUUGCCUUUGCCUUCUGAGAUUUCUAAUUUUCACAGUACUCAAAAAAAACAUUCAAGCAACAUUUUCUCUAAGUCAAAAAUGCCCUUUGUUCUCUUUUGUGUCAUUGACUCAGAGAUUAAUGGUGCAACUUUUAAAGGUAUUAGAAUUACCGCUGUUCAAAGCAUAAUAAUCAUUAGAUUUUUGUGUUAAAUGUAUUCUUUUCCCGAUUUAACCAUCCGUACCCCCACAUCCAUUGGUUCGACUAAUACGGAAUCGUCGGCUAAUCUAGUAAAGGGAUUAACAACGAAGAAUUGCAAUCAU